Messenger RNA from Nanorana parkeri, 2651 nucleotides. RefSeq names its product solute carrier family 39 member 10 (gene SLC39A10). Gene Ontology annotation, biological process: positive regulation of B cell receptor signaling pathway; zinc ion import across plasma membrane; intracellular zinc ion homeostasis. Gene Ontology annotation, cellular component: membrane. Gene Ontology annotation, molecular function: zinc ion transmembrane transporter activity. NCBI's taxonomy places the organism in Eukaryota, Metazoa, Chordata, Amphibia, Anura, Dicroglossidae. The record is from RefSeq and is a predicted model, not a curated record. The coding region runs from base 115 to 2568 and encodes 817 amino acids. The transcript has 11 exons.
GGACGUUGUGAGCAGGCCGGGGGUGGCGGCGGCGGGUGAGGGAGAAUAUGAUCUGCGAGCUCUGAGAAGAAACCUAUCUUUGCUGUAACUUACUACUGUUAUGGUACAAUAGAAAUGAAGGUGCACAUGCAUACAAAAUUCUGUUUUAUUUGUUUAUUCACGUUUAUUUUUCAUCACUGCAACCAUUGCCACGCUCAUAAGCACGAUCACAAAAUCACGUCGGAAGAAAACAACAUUCACAGUGAUUAUCAAAUCUCAAAAGAGCCCUAUCUUCAAAAUGGGGCUGCAGAACUUUUAACAAGCCAGACUUCGUCACCAGAGGCUGAGCAUGAACAGAGAUUUUACAUUGAAAAGCUGUUUGCUCGUUAUGGGGAAAAUGGAAGGCUUUCAUAUCAUGGACUAGAAAAACUUUUAAACAGCUUGGGCCUUGGUGAGGUAAAAGUAGUUGAGAUUGGUCACGAAGAUUUAGGUCAUGACCCAGUAUCACAUUUGGAUGUUUUAGAUGUUCAGGAAGGAAGGCACGUUCACCUACAUGACCACUCUUCCCACACGGAGGCAGAAAAUGAAACCAAAAAUGCUGUGUCCACCAAGGAGUAUAACGCUUGUAAAGAGAACAAGGCAUCAUUGCCAGUGGAACCUAAAUUAUCCCAUAGUCCUCACUUACAUAAUCAUACUCAUAAAGGUACAAACCAUACUCGUAACCAUAGCCACCAUGGUCAUAGUGGAACAGUGAGCCAACUGGACCAUGGAGGGCAAAUUGAGCCAGUAAAUAGUACAGAUAUAACCCGAGAACAUCCUGAGAAAAAGCUUCACAAGCACAAGAAGAAGAAAAAAGGGACUAAGUCGAGUGAACCUACCACAGAUUCCGCUUUUGUUUCUGAACGGGAUGAAUACAACCAUGUUUACAAACCUGAACAUAGCUUAGAUGUAGGUCACCUUCGUGACCGUGAGGAUACUGAGAAUUUUGAAUUGGAUGGCCACGCACAGAUGCUGGAAGAUAGACAGCACAACACUCGUAAAAGAGAAGCCCCGGACAACCAUAUCGGUAUGAAAGGGCAUGUAUUUCCACAGGCUACUAAGCAGCACAGUGAAGAUGUGCAUAAGCAUGACGAGUGUUUGAAUGUCACCCAGCUCCUUAAUUAUUAUGGGUUGAAUAUCGACUCUCCAAUUUCACCAGAUCAGUUUUCUUACCUUUGCCCAGCGCUGUUAUAUCAAAUUGAGAAUAGAUUUUGCAUCAAGCAUUUUACUGAUCUGCAUAUGGAACCCGUGGAAACAAUAGAAAAAAAUAAAGAUGCUGCAUCUGUGUGGCUUUAUGGUUUCUUCUCCAUCACUGUGAUCAGCCUGUUAUCCUUGCUCGGAGUUAUCCUGAUUCCAAUUAUUAACCAAGGCUGCUUCAAGUUCCUUUUGAAUUUCCUUGUUGCGAUAGCUGUGGGAACAUUAAGUGGCGAUGCACUGCUUCAUCUGUUACCCCAUUCACAGGGUGGACACGAUCAUGGUUCCGAGGAGUCUGGGCACAAGCACAGUAAAGACCCGGGAGAAGAGAAGGAGUUUCUGGUGGAGUACGACCGUGUUAUGAAAGGCCUAGUUGCACUUGGUGGCAUUUAUCUUUUGUUUAUAGUUGAGCACUGUCUUCGAAUGUUUAAACACUAUAAUGAUCAAAGGGGAAUUAAAGGCAGGGUAAGACGGAAGCCUAAAGUUGAUGAGUCCACAGUUGGGAGAAAGUUAUCCGAUCACAAACUGAAUCGGAGAUCAGAUGCGGAAUGGUUACAACUCAAACCCUUGGCAGGAACCGAGGAUCUAUCUGCUACUGAAGGCCAGAGACUAAAUGAAACCGAGAUGACUUAUGUUGACAGUCUUCAGUCUCCUGUGAAGGUUUUUGUUGCCAUUGAUGAUGAUGUGAUUCCACACAAUAACAAAGAUGUAUCUUAUGAUGAUGAUCACAAUAUGGAUGAUGGACAAUAUGAAAAUCACACAGAGGAAGUGGCAUCAAAGAAACACAAUCACGGCAAACACUCCCACCAUUCACAUGGUCAUUGCCACUCUGGUAAAGAUAUGAAAGACAGAGGCAUUUCCAGUAUAGCUUGGAUGGUAAUAAUGGGUGAUGGCAUGCACAAUUUCAGUGAUGGCUUAGCUAUAGGUGCAGCUUUUAGUGCCGGUUUGACUGGUGGAAUAAGUACAUCCGUAGCUGUGUUCUGCCACGAACUACCCCAUGAAUUGGGGGACUUUGCAGUGUUACUGAAGGCGGGCAUGACUGUAAAGCAAGCAAUUGUAUACAACGUUCUGUCUGCAAUGAUGGCCUAUAUAGGCAUGUGUAUAGGCACGGCAGUUGGACAGUAUGCCAAUAAUAUAACCUUGUGGAUUUUUGCAAUUACAGCCGGAAUGUUUCUAUAUGUGGCACUAGUUGACAUGCUUCCAGAGAUGCUGCAUGGGGAUGGAGAAAACGAAGAACAUGGACACUGCCCAGUGGGACAGUUCAUCCUGCAGAACUUGGGACUUCUGCUUGGGUUCGCCAUAAUGCUGGUCAUUGCUUUAUAUGAAGACAAAAUAGUGCUUGACCUCAACUUUUGACUUUCUCGGUACUGUCCAUUUGUAAUGUGUCUGCUAGCUGUGUAUGUUGAAAAUGUUUACAGCAAAGGUUUGCAACGUUCUGU